Molecule: messenger RNA, 1721 nt
Organism: Alnus glutinosa
Lineage: Eukaryota; Viridiplantae; Streptophyta; Magnoliopsida; Fagales; Betulaceae
Product: serine carboxypeptidase-like 40
Exons: 7
Coding region: 96-1589 (497 amino acids)
Biological process (GO): proteolysis
Cellular component (GO): vacuole
Molecular function (GO): serine-type carboxypeptidase activity
Source: RefSeq, a predicted model, not a curated record
UAAUUUAGCUUGGAUCUCAACCCAUUGCCGUUCUCCUUUUUUUUCUUUUUCUUCCUCUCUUUCUAUAGAGCUAGAGAAAGGAGAAACAAAGUACAAUGGAAAGUAAGCCUUUUUGUUGGGUUCUUUUAGCCUUUUUCAUUCUCUCAUGCUUUGUGGGUCAAACUCAUGGGAGGAUGAAAGAGCAAGGGUUAAACCAUCUCUACAAGGCCAUUUCGAAGCCAAAUUUUGGUCUCGACACAAGUCUUUUUCAGGCAGCUAACCUUGUCGUCGAUCAAACUAAUGUUCUUCCUCAGCAAGGCUUGAAAGAGAGAGAUUGGAUUAAGGCAUGGCCGGGACAACCUCCCGUGAAAUUCUCUCAGUACGGUGGUUACGUCACAGUGAAUAAAGUCGCCGGUCGCGCGCUCUAUUACUACCUCGCAGAAGCUCAGCAGUAUAAGGAUACAUUGCCUCUUCUUCUUUGGCUCAAUGGAGGGCCAGGUUGUUCAUCUCUUGCAUAUGGAGCAAUGCAAGAGCUGGGUCCAUUUCGCGUGCUUAGCGAUGGCAAAACACUUUUCAAAAAUAAUUUUUCUUGGAAUUAUGCUGCUAAUGUUCUGUUCCUUGAGUCACCUGCUGGGGUAGGAUAUUCUUACUCCAAUACGACAUCGGAUUAUGAUAAAAUGGGAGACAGAAUUACCGCAGCAGAUAAUUAUUUGUUUUUGGUGAAUUGGCUAGAGAGAUUUCCUGAGUACAAGAAUCGUCCUUUUUAUAUUUCUGGAGAAAGUUAUGCUGGGCAUUAUGUUCCUCAACUUGCACACACCAUUCUUCAUCACAACAAGAAGGCUAAUAAGACCAUUAUCAACCUCAAGGGAAUCAUUAUUGGAAAUGCAUUAAUCAAUGAUGAAACAGAUGAACGAGGAAUGUAUGAUUACUUUGCAACACAUGCACUCGUUCCGGACAGACUUGUGUCUCAAAUACAAAAAUACUGUGAUUUCUCACCCAAAGCUGGCAAUCAGUCAAGUGAGUGCUAUGCAGCCACUAAUGCAGUCUACCUGAAUAUUGGCAACAUUAAUAUCUACAACAUCUAUGCUCCCCUCUGUUUUUCUACCAAUGUCACAGCCCGGCCCAAAAAAGCUUCUAUACUAAAUUUUGAUCCAUGUAGCAACUAUUAUGUGCAUGCAUAUCUAAACCGGCCUGAUGUUCAAGCAGCCAUUCAUGCCAAUGUAACUAAACUUACACAUGACUGGGAGUCAUGCAGUUAUAUUAUUAGUAACUGGUUAGAUAGCCCUUCAACCAUCCUUCCCCUUCUUCAGGAGUUCAUGGCCAAUGGUCUUAGAGUUUGGGUUUUUAGUGGCGACACUGAUGGAAGGAUUCCUGUUACUUCAACAAAGUACUCUCUAGACAAAUUGAAGCUUCAUGUGAAGACUAAUUGGCAUCCUUGGUUCCUCAUGGGAGAGGUUGGUGGGUACACAGAAGUGUAUGAGGGAGACCUAACAUUCGUGACAGUGAGAGACGCAGGGCAUCAAGUGCCAAGCUUCCAGCCAGCCAGAGGACUUUCUUUGAUCAAGCACUUCCUUGAUGGCACACCUCUUCCAAACACUAAAAGAUCCUGACUGAUUUCAUUUAAUCUUAAGCUUCCUUGCCUUUUCAAUGUUAAUUUUAUUGUGCAUUUGCUUGGUUUCAUCUAGCUACCAUGAUUUAUAAAGAAAGUAGUAAGUUGCUACUUAAUUAGAGAAAAACCCAAA